Trichoderma citrinoviride is the source of this 306-nucleotide messenger RNA. Its product is annotated as Cyanovirin-N. The transcript is spliced from 3 exons. NCBI's taxonomy places the organism in Eukaryota, Fungi, Ascomycota, Sordariomycetes, Hypocreales, Hypocreaceae. The coding region runs from base 1 to 306 and encodes 101 amino acids. The record is from RefSeq and is a predicted model, not a curated record.
AUGUCGUUUUCCGCUUCCGCUCAGAACUUCUACCUGGAGGAUGGCCACAUCCUCCGCGCCACUGUCCAGGACGAGGAGGGCAACUGGCAGGAGUCUGCCAUUGACCUCGAUGAGUUCAUUGGCAACGAAGAUGGCUGGUUCAUGUGGGAUGGUGUCAACUUCUCUCACUCUGCCAACAGCAUCCAGCUGGACGGUACAAUGCUGACCGCCGAGCUGCCGAUGCGUGAUGGAGGCUACCGUGAACGACAGGGUGUCAACCUGGACGACCGAAUCUCCAACCAGAACGGCCGACUGGUGUACAACUGA